CUUGUCAGUACCUAAUGACAUUGUCUUUGUCAUCCGAUGUAAAAUAUGGUUGAUUUUAAGCAACAUGCAUUGCUUUACUUGAAUUAAGCAUUUUAACGUCCACGAAAGUAAAUAUUAUAUGUGAAAAGAGAACUGUCCGAAGUAUCAAUAAGUUUAGAACUGAUUGAAUGACUACUAAAAAUGUCGAACUGGAUUGGUUACGCCGUGUCCGUGAACUGCGGGGACCCGCUGGGCUGCUACCAAGGGACAAUACUUGAAGCUGAUGGAAAUACAAUCACGCUUACAAAAGCAUUUAGAAACGGUUUUCCUUAUCCGAAGUCACAAGUUACGCUUAAUGCAGCAGAUAUAAAGGAUCUUAAAAUUAUAGAAGAAGCAAAAUCGGUGCCGCUAGAACAGACUCAUAGUACUGUUGCUGUAACUAAGAAUAACAAAAAAGGACCACGAGCAACGGUAUGCGAAAAUUUGCAAGCAAAUUCAACAACAACAGGUUCACAACAGAGCACCAAUGUGAACAACAAGUCAUCGGCAAGUCGAGGGCCGGGGGCAGCUCCCGCUCGCAGCAAGCCUAUAGACAUACAAAAUAACAGAAACAAGAAUAACAAUCACUGUGGCAGCUACGGCGCGGCGAGCUCGACGCCGAAGGCGCGCGGCGUGCACGAGCGCGCGCGGCGCCGCAACGAGGCGUGCUUCGGGGACGCCGCAGACCCCGCGCUGGCCGACGACUUCGACUUCGAGGGGAACCUCGCGCUAUUCGAUAAACAGGCUCUGUGGGAGGAGAUGCGGUCGGGCGCGGGCGCGGGCGUGCGGCCCGACGUGGUGCGCGCGGCGGACGAGGCGGCCAGCGCGGCGGCCGCGCGCCUGCGCCACGACGAGAACGUGCUCGGCGCCGCGCCGCCGCCGCGCGCGCUGCGCCUGCCCGCCGCCCUGCGCGCGCCGCACGAGUACGCCACGGACGACGGGCUGCGCGUGCCCGCCGCCGGGCCGCGCGCGCGCCGCGUGCUGUGGGCGGCGCUGCGCCGCGCGGGGCCCGCCGUGCUGCGCGCCAGCCUGGCGCUGGCCGCGCGCGCCGCCGCCGACCUGGCGCUGCGCCUGGCGGGCGGCAGCCGCCGCCUCGAGCCGCGCAACGCGCACCAGGCGCCCGUCGUCGUCGUCGUCGUCGGGCCGCACCGGUUCGGCGCGUGCGGCGUGACGGCGGCGCGGCUGGCGGCCUCGCACGGCGCGCGCGCACACGUGCUGCUGUCGGGCGGCGCCGCGCCCGGCCCCGAGCUGCAGCGCGAGCUGGACGCCGCCGCGCUGGCCGAGCUGCCCGUGCACCGCGCCGCGGACGCGCUGCCGGCCGCGGACGUGAUCGUGCUGGCGCUGUACGACCCGCUGCUGGACGACUCGCAGGGCGCGCACGAGGGCGCGCUGCGCUGGGCGGCGGGCGCGCGCGCCGGCGUGCUGGCGCUGGAGCCGCCCGGCGCGGGCUGGGCGGGGCUGGCGGCGCGCGCCUCGCUGGUGGCGCCGCUGCCGCCCGCGCCCGCGCCCGCGCUCGGCCGCGUCUUCCUCGCCAACGUGGCGCCGCCCAUCUCCAUCUUCAAGGACCUCGACAUCGUGUAUCGCCCGCCCUUCGGUGCCUCCUCCCUGCUCGCGCUCAACUAGCCGCAGGGGGAACCUGUAGAAACAUGCAUAAUAUUGAUAUAUAAGGACGGAGAGAUCAUACAAUUUUAUUCAAUUUUUAAAAUGGGAAACGAAUUACUAAAAGUGUUUCACGUUGUCAAUGUUUCGUUACAUAUCACAGAAGUCAAUAGAUUUAUUUGUAAUGAUGUGUUGUGUUAAAACUAGAAAUGUAUGAUACAACAAAAUAAUUUUCUUUUAAAUUAAAAGUCAAUGAAACCGAAGAUCUAUUUAUAUUUGUGGCAUGUGACAACAACGAUAUUAGAAGUAACGAUAUAAAUGCGAAGCAUUCUACGUAAUCUUGUAAGGGGCCAUCCAUUAAUCACGUGAUGUUUUUUUUGGUAUUUUUUGACACCCCCCCCCUCCCCCUUGGUGAUACGUGGUGAGGUUUAAGACUACCCCUCCCCCCUCCCCCCUAUAUCACGUGUAUUUUUUCGUACCUGCAAAGAAUCAAUUUUUUAUUUAUAAAAAAAAAUGUUAUAAGUAUCAUCUAAUUUUAUUAUAGUAAAUUAAAGACUACUAUAAUAAACGUUCAGAGGUAGACAGAAAGAUUGCAGUUUGUUUUUGAAUGACAUAAAAAUAAUGAAAUAUAUGCGAAAAAGUUGUACGCGUUUGACUAAAAAUAAAUACAUUUAACGCCGCUUUUUGGUUGAGUAUCGCGCGCUUGUCGAAAAAUAAAUACACGUGAUAUAUUACUUUACCCCCCCCCCCCCCCCCUUGUGAUAUUUCGUGAUGUUACUAUUGACCCCUCCCCCCCCUUUCGAGCCUCACGUGAUUAAUGGACAGCCCCUAAAGAAUCGUAAUGGAAUAAUAAUAAUUAACGCGUCGGCGUGUUCUGUGAUAUUUCAGAUGAAUUAUAUUUUGAUAUAUCGUGAAUGUUUGUGCGAGACGAACGCUCGGUCGCCAUUUAUUUGAGGGUGUUUGCUUAUAUUUGUACAAUUGGAGUUUA
Colias croceus (clouded yellow) is the source of this 2605-nucleotide messenger RNA. RefSeq names its product enhancer of mRNA-decapping protein 3 (gene Edc3). Lineage: Eukaryota; Metazoa; Arthropoda; Insecta; Lepidoptera; Pieridae. The record is from RefSeq and is a predicted model, not a curated record. Bases 181 to 1641 code for a protein of 486 amino acids. The transcript has 6 exons. Gene Ontology annotation, molecular function: mRNA binding. Gene Ontology annotation, cellular component: P-body. Gene Ontology annotation, biological process: P-body assembly; deadenylation-independent decapping of nuclear-transcribed mRNA.